UCAUUAAAAAUUAAGACAUUACAACUAACCGAUUCCAUUGAAAGCAAAUACAUUUAUUCAUUACCAUCUAUCACACCUUUGAUUUGCUUUGCAAAUCUUAGCUUAGCUUAGCUUAAACCUCUAAUCUAAACUAAUCUACUUGACAAUGCUUGUCCAUAUCCCCCUCUCACUGUUUUUCUUCACAACCUCCGAAACCAAAACCAAUACCUCAGCUGGCCACGCCAUCCCCUUUUCCACCCACCAGCAUUUCAACGUUAAAGAAUCCGUUUCUCAGGCCAUCAAACUCCAUCCCCUGCCAAAAACCCAGGAGGAAUUCAUCGAUGAAAGCCGCCAUAAGGGGAAGGAGGGUAGUUGGAAGCUCAAGCUCCUGCACAGAGAUAAAUUGCCCUUUUCCCAUAUUACCGACUUCAGCCGCCAAUUCGGAUCCCGAAUGAAAAGGGACGCACACAGAGUGGCCGCCCUCAUUCGCAGAACUCGCAGCGGCGACAGUGGGAAAACCGCCGAGUAUGAGGUGGAGGAGUUCGGGGCGGAGGUGGUUUCCUGUAUGGAUCAAGGGAGUGGAGAAUACUUUGUGAGGAUUGGAGUCGGGAGUCCGGCGAAAAAUCAGUAAAUGGUGAUUGACUAUGGGAGUGAUAUUGUGUGGGUUCAGUGUCAACCUUGUAACUAAUGCUACCAUCAAUAUGACCCGGUGUUCGACCCAUCUCUCUCAAUAGUUUAACAAAUAUUGGGGCCAAAACCCACAAAACCAUUUGAGCCGUCAAUGGAAAUCUGGAGGCCUUCUUGCUCGAUGUUCCCUAUGAUGGAUAGUCCGGUUGGGGAUGGAGCAAAUGCAAAGCGAAACGUGCCCCUUUCAUCAACUUGUAUAAAAAUGUUCGUAGCUGGAAUGGUCAGGAUUGGACCACCCAUCAGGAGAAAUGAUACGGUUGGCCAGAACUGUAACAAACCGGUUUAAGUCCUAGCAUGUGUCCAAUAUUGAGAUGCUGGGUGCCCGAGGAAGGCUGGCAGUUUGCGUCAUAAAUGCCUCGUGCAACGCCGCGUAUGCCACCAUCUGAGACACACAAGUAGUAGAAUUAAGACAAACCCCCAAGAUACAAAAUUCAAAAGACAAAAGCUCAAACCCAAUCUGAAAUUACAGAAGCCCAGAAACAAUUAAAAGGAAGAUCUCUUCAAAUAACAUAAACACAAUCAAGUCACAGUCCAGAUCAGCAUAGAAUAUAAGUGUAUGUGUACUGUAAGAGAUCAGUACCACUUCAUCACGUCCAUAGGACUACUACUCCUAACCUAAGGUGUUAAGGUUCAAAAUUAGUUAAUCAAUUACACAACUAACCGAAGAAUACAAAAACUACUUCUCAAGUUCUAUUAUUUAUGUUUU
Ipomoea nil (Japanese morning glory) is the source of this 1372-nucleotide messenger RNA. Its product is annotated as protein ASPARTIC PROTEASE IN GUARD CELL 2-like. The transcript has a single exon. The record is from RefSeq and is a predicted model, not a curated record. NCBI's taxonomy places the organism in Eukaryota, Viridiplantae, Streptophyta, Magnoliopsida, Solanales, Convolvulaceae. Bases 146 to 610 code for a protein of 154 amino acids.